AUGUCUUUCGCCAAGAAAAUUCUUCUAUUUGGCGCAACAGGGAAUAUCGGCUCAUUCAUCCUGGACGCUAUCCUAUCCGAGCGCUCUCGAUUCGGCCGCGUCGUCAUCUUCACUUCCCCGCAAACAGCGGAAACCAAAGGAAUCGACACUGUGAUUUCAGCCCUAGGCCGCAACACCCUGGCCCAACAGAUUCCUCUUAUCAGACUUGCAGCCGCGAGUCCCACUGUGAAAUGGUUCCUACCCUCUGAGUACGGCACAGAUAUUAGAUACGGGCCGGCUUCGGCGAACGAGAAGCCGCAUCAGCUGAAGCUGACAGUGCGCGCAUAUCUUGAGAAUGAGAUCUCACGCGACGACCUCGCUUAUUCUUAUGUAGUCACUGGCCCAUUUGCGGAGAUGUAUCUUCAUCUCGUGCCUGGGUGGGAGGAGGCUGGCGGGUGGGAUGUUAAAGGGCGGAGGGCUGUUUUGUUGGGCGAGAAGGGGAAGGGAGAGGUUAGCUUGACGACGAUGAAGGAUGUUGGGACUCUGGUCCUGAACACUCUGCUUCAUGCUACGGCUGAGACACGCAACGCUGCCUUGUGUGUUAACUCGUUUACCACGAGCCCUGACCAGAUUCAGGCGGAGUUUGAGCGCCAGCUUGACGGCCAGCCGUGGGAUGUGUCGCGUACAUCGCUGAAGAAUUUGCGCGAGGCGGAGGCUGCGGCGUGGGAGGCUGGGAACCCGGCGGCUACUGUGUUGACUUUGCGUCGGAUCUGGGGUGAAGGCGGGACGCUGUAUACGAAGCGGGCUAAUGGAUUGAUUGAGGAGCCGAAGGUGAUGGGACUGGAGGAUGUGGUUGCGAAUGAGAUCCAGAGGGUAUCGAAGUCGUAA
Penicillium digitatum Pd1 is the source of this 867-nucleotide messenger RNA. Lineage: Eukaryota; Fungi; Ascomycota; Eurotiomycetes; Eurotiales; Aspergillaceae. The record is from RefSeq and is a predicted model, not a curated record.